AUGGAAGGUAAACCUUGUGAGAGCAUAAUAACCACAGGACCAAAGGGGACGGCUGCAGAGACGAAUGCGCGACUCUACAGCUCCGACAACAAAGCUGUAUUGUGGCCGAGCGAACGCAUUCCUCAAGGUGGACUUUUCCACACACCCAAGUUCGAGUAUAGCAAGGAAACCGCCGAUUUGUUGACAGCACUUAUGGCUGAGUCAAAAAUGUCGAUGAUGAUGCGAAAAAAAAUUAACUAUCACUUACGCAACGGAGAACCAUUGCCAAAACCAGAACCUCCACGUUUUAACACGAAGGAUCCAGAAACUGGGGCACUUGAUAUUUUACGGCAUGCGCGUCUGGCCAAGCGAAAGAGUCUCGAACAAAUAUUGGCUAGCGAUGCCUACAAGCUACCUCCUUAUCGUCCGAAGCCCACGAAUCGUAUGCCCACCGAGAAGGAAAAGAAGCUGCUGCAAGAGGCCAUGUCAGGUAUGCGCUUGGCAGAGACGUCACUGAAAGCAAAGCGAAAACCAAAAUCUAGGAACGACUUUAAUGCUACUGAGGAGAACCUCAUCGAUGAACUUUUGGAUCAAAUCAAUGAACGGGCCAACUGGUUAGCGGAAAUGGAAGAAUUGGGCGAAGGUAAGCGCUUUAGAAACGAGGUUCGUGAACAAAUUACCGAACGGUUGCGCCACAUAAAGGCGUUAGAGGCGAAAAUGCAGAUUAAAAGGAGCGGUAUACGAUACGUGGACUAAAGAAUGGCAUGCAAAAUUA
Messenger RNA from Rhagoletis pomonella (apple maggot), 754 nucleotides. RefSeq names its product UPF0193 protein EVG1 homolog. NCBI's taxonomy places the organism in Eukaryota, Metazoa, Arthropoda, Insecta, Diptera, Tephritidae. The record is from RefSeq and is a predicted model, not a curated record.